This is a messenger RNA of Paramecium sonneborni, 975 nucleotides long. Lineage: Eukaryota; Ciliophora; Oligohymenophorea; Peniculida; Parameciidae. The record is from the annotation of a GenBank genome assembly.
AUGACAUCAUCAUACAGAAAGCCAUAAAAAGCACUAUAAAUAAGUAAGAAUUAUUUUAGAUGCCAAACUUGGUUUACUAAUUGUUGAUAUGGAUGAUUGUAUAUAUAAUCCAACAAUUCGAGGAUGUUUGAAAAGAUCAUCCAAUUUAGAUUGUUUUUAAUCUCUAAACACCAACAUAUAUGAUAGUCAUCAAAAAUAGUAUGCUUGGAAUCCUAAAUGUACUGUAAUAGAUAAUUUCAUAUCAAGAAGGAUGCAAGUUACAAUAGUGCUCUCAAUAUAAAAUAAUAAGCAAUUGCAAAUUAACCUUAACAGUAGAUCAUUUUUAUAUUAAACUUGUUCUUCUUUUCAAGAGUAAUAAUGCGCAAUUAUAGUUUUUCAACAACCUUGUUAAUCGGAUUAUACAAAUAAAUCAUGUAAAUCUGUUAAAUGUAAUGAUAAUACUACUGGUACUACUGAUAGUGAAUAUUUAAAAUGGAGAAGAAAUUAUGAAUGUUAAUUAAAAAUAAAUUGAAAUGGAAGUUUUGAGCCUGGUGGUGAAAUAUACCAGAAGAUUGCAAAUAAAUUAUAAUAAUUAUUCCUAUUUUUUUCUACAGAUUCAAUAAUCUGUAAUCUUUUAAUUUGAAAGGAUAAUCCUGCUUUUAUAUUGAGGAGAAGAAAAAAUUUAAAUUGCUAACAGCUGAUAAUUAAUGUGAAUUGGAGACUUUUACAAAAAGUAAUGAAUAAUGCUAAUAUUAUUAUAAAAAUAGCAUAUUAUAAUAAGAAGGUUCAAAUUGUAUUUCAUUUACUAAAUGUUCUAAAUUAAAUUAAAAUACUUGUGGGAAAGCUUAAACGUCAUUGAAUUAAAAGUGUGCAUAUUAUUCUAAAAAUUGUAGAUCCAAGAAUGUUUGCUCAGAUAUAGAAAACUAUUAGAAUGUUAGAAAUUUUCAGCAAAUUAUCAUUAUUCUUUAGGCUAUUGUAUAGAAAUUCAGAUUGUGA